This is a messenger RNA of Sphaeroforma arctica JP610, 894 nucleotides long. RefSeq lists its product as hypothetical. The transcript has 7 exons. NCBI's taxonomy places the organism in Eukaryota, Ichthyosporea, Ichthyophonida. The record is from RefSeq and is a predicted model, not a curated record. Bases 1 to 894 code for a protein of 297 amino acids.
AUGUUGAUUUUAUACAACAGAACUAUACUACCGAAUCAUACCUCCCAUGCCUACCCCUGCUAUGGCUACCCACAACCUCAGGAACUGAAAGAAGUGCCCAAUCAGACUGAGGAGAUCUUAGAGUACAUCGAGGUGUACGAGUCUCGCACUGCCGACGACUACGCUGAGUAUCUGGCACGCGCCGAGAUGGCUCUGAGCAAUGCAGGGAACACGGAGUACGUCAACCGUGUGCUGGACACCGUCAUCGACAAAAGAGGCGCCCACAACUACUACUACAACACCAUCCUCCAGCGACUGGUGAUGGUACUAGCACAGUGCGAGAACAACAGAGACCACUAUUUCCACAUCAUGCAGAAGAUGCUGCAAGGUGUCAUCUUGCCGGAGGAGCACAUGGUACCGAACUUUUCGGAUUUCAAGGUGGACACAAAGAGGCUCGGCAUCGCCUCCGAUGGAGAAGUGGUCGAUAAGAAAGCGCUCAGUGCCGCUCAAAAGGAGCUGGAGGAAACAAGGGCCAAGAUCAAUAUCGAGAAAGAGUCUCGCGACAAAAUGAAGCUCGACAUGUAUGAAGCCAACGACAUGAUCGAGAAAGAGCAGAGGGCGAUCAAACAACAGCUGCUGGCAGUUCAACAACAAGCACACAUUGAGAUAGCUGUGGCCAGUAAUUUGGCUGAGAAAGUGCAAAGGCAAAUCAAUGAGACAAAGCAAAAGAAGGAUGGCCUGGAUACCCUGGCCGACAUGUUGCAACGAGCGAUCGAGGGCAAAAUCAGUCCUUCUCAGCUCAAAAUAGCCUCCAUUAGGACAGGCGCCGCAAUGUCAGUACCACCGCCGCCACCACCACCUGCAGGUAGACAAACAAAUGUCGGUUUGCAGAGUUUAGUCUAUAUUCAUUUCUAA